CGAGGGGUGUAAACUUGGUGCUGCGGGACGUGGAAGGGGAGGUCAUCGAGAUGAGGCAUUUGGCAUUCUGAGCAAGCUCAUCCAGCACUACACCACAGACAGGAAGUUAUUCUUCUGACAGCCGCUAUAAUGCGUCCCUAAAUCACCCGGCCUGCGAAGCACUUCAUCCCCCAAUCCCUUCCGCCAUAACAUCGCUUAAUUCUACGCACCCUCCACCAAGAAUCAGACUCCCCUCUUUGUACCGUCAAUAUGGAUUACGCAGCGAACCCCAAUAUCCCUCUGGAGGCCCAUCUCCUGCUCGGCUGCUGGCGCGAGGCCGAGAGGGCAGACCUAGUGGCUCUGAGUCUGGACGGGCUCCGCGGCGUGCUCGCCGAGACGUUCCACGGGCACAUGAUCGCCGUGUCCGAGGAGAUCCGGUCCUGCGGCCGCCUGCUCCGCGAGCUAACGGACCGCUUCCAGGUCCACCCUGACAGGGCUCCGUUCGUCUUGAGCUACCUCCAGGUCAUCCUCCCUUGCCUGGGCCGGAGCCUGGGCGAUAUCACCUCGUACUAUGAGGAUAAGACGAUCUCGAGGGAGAUCAGAUGGCGCAAGAUGUACAACAAGAUGACGGAGGAGGCAGGUGGCUUGCAGCUGCCGCAGCGAUUCGUGCUUUACAACCACUUUUUGACGUUGCUGAAGCAGUUGUUGACGAGGUCCAAAGAUUUCGAUCUGAACACCCUUGACCUCUUGAAAUCUCGGAUAUUGGCACUACGGGAGAGGAGGGGCAUCGCGCCUCCACCUCUUCAAGUUGGGCCUCCCGUGCGCCAGGAUCUGAUAUUGAUGGCUCACACCCAGGCCCCCAAUGUGCACUGGGCAGAACUAAUAUUCAGUCUCCCAUUACCCUCUCGGACAGCUCUGAAGCACUUAGGGCCGUCGAAAGGCUACGGCCCGCAUUUCCCGCCGGGCACCUUCAACCUACCUGCUGAUUGCAAGAUUCUCUUCCGGAGGCCAUUCAACGACGAUCGUGUUUCAGUGACGGCGUUCAUCAAUCCCGCCAACCAAUCGCCCUACCUACUUGUCCGCAAUUUCCACAUGGGGAACUCCCUGCUCUCCCUCCGUGGAGCCCACGAGCUCUGCAUCAGUCGCGAGGGUAGCGCGUUGCAACUGAAACGGUGGAGUCAGUCGGAGCGGUGCAGCAAGCUCUGGGCCGCCUUGUUCUUUCUCACCUGGGAAGAAAUGGUUCUCUUCUACUGCACCUUCUUGUCACUCAAGGCGCGCAAUACCUUGACUGUCCAGAUCCACCCGGACGAAUACAAGCUGAGCCGAGAGAAGCGAUUGUUCCAAGCUCAAAUCAUCGACGACGGCUACAAACACUCGUUGAUAGUGUACGAGGAGGUACAGACCCGUGGCCUUCGCCUCCACGCGGCUGUCUGGGAAGGCGAGCUAAGGCAAUGCCCCGUGUGGACGGCCUUCGUCACCCACCAAUCCCAGUCGCCGACCUGGCUGAGCCGCCGAUCCAAACACCGCGUCUGGCUCAAGGACGUCCAGCUCUACGUCUUCUGCCAGCGCUACCGGCACGAGAACAUGCGCCAGAACAAGUCAGGCGCAUUCGAGAUUUACUUUGUCAGCGAAGAGGGGGCGACACGGUUCAAGGACGUCUUUGCGGCCGCCUGCACCCCAGAGCCAUCAGAGGCCAACGAACCGUCGACCGGCCCAAAGUAAGCAAGGCUGCAAGGGAUGUCCUUCCCGGCCAAGCGAGGCCCUCAAAAUGGGAGCAAAACGGCCGGUAAUGAUUCCACUACGACGAUGACAUUCCACGACGACGACGACGACGACGACGACGACGACGACGACGACGAUGAUGAUGAUAACGGAGACGAAAGCCUCUCUUUUUUUUUCAUUUCCCCUGUUUUCUUUUUUCUUGAUUCUACUUACUCCCUCAUGUACUGGGAACCGGAGAGAGAAAAAGAAGAUUGUAUGAUAACGCUUAGAUUGGCAUCGUCGGCUUCCUGUUUCUGUGAUCCUUGACUUCUCUCUUCCCCCUU
This is a messenger RNA of Phialemonium atrogriseum, 2024 nucleotides long. RefSeq lists its product as uncharacterized. NCBI's taxonomy places the organism in Eukaryota, Fungi, Ascomycota, Sordariomycetes, Cephalothecales, Cephalothecaceae. Bases 250 to 1701 code for a protein of 483 amino acids. The record is from RefSeq and is a predicted model, not a curated record. The transcript has 10 exons.